Messenger RNA from Symsagittifera roscoffensis, 1799 nucleotides. RefSeq names its product cyclin-dependent kinase-like 1. NCBI's taxonomy places the organism in Eukaryota, Metazoa, Xenacoelomorpha, Acoela, Convolutidae. The record is from RefSeq and is a predicted model, not a curated record. Gene Ontology annotation, cellular component: nucleus. Bases 121 to 1296 code for a protein of 391 amino acids. Gene Ontology annotation, biological process: protein phosphorylation. The transcript is spliced from 10 exons. Gene Ontology annotation, molecular function: ATP binding; protein serine/threonine kinase activity.
AAGUACCGAAAAAUUUAUUAAAAUUUUAGCCGUUCACAAAUUUACCCAUUCACGUUCAGUUCCAUGUAGUUUGUUUGCUGUUUUUAUUUACGAUCCAGCAAUAUCAAAGAAGUGCAGUCGAUGGAGAAAUACGAAAAAAUUUUAAAAAUUGGAGAAGGCUCUUACGGCCAUGUUUUCAAAUGUCGGAACCGAGAUACGGGUCAACCUGUCGCUAUUAAGAAGUUCGUUGAAUCUGAGGAUGAUCCCCUCAUAAAGAAAAUUGCUUUGCGUGAAGUUAGAAUGUUGAAGCAAUUGAAGCACCCGAAUCUAGUUAACCUCAUGGAAGUAUUUCGUCGUAAAAAACGUCUGCAUCUGGUUUUUGAAUAUUGUGAUCACACAGUUUUAAACGAAUUGGAACGCUCACCAAGAGGAGUUCCCGAAAAUACCACGAAGCGUAUAACAUACCAAACCUUACAGGCUGUCGCAUUCUGUCAUCAACACAACUGCAUUCACAGGGACGUCAAACCAGAAAACAUACUCAUUACUAAAAACGGUCAAAUAAAACUAUGCGAUUUUGGUUUUGCUAGAAUAUUGACUGGACCUGGGGAUGAUUAUACCGACUAUGUUGCGACACGUUGGUAUCGAGCUCCUGAACUUCUUGUCGGUGAUACGCAAUAUGGACCACCGGUCGAUGUCUGGGCAAUUGGAUGCGUUUUUGCUGAACUACUUACAGGUGCACCGUUAUGGCCUGGCCGGAGUGACGUGGAUCAGUUAUACCUCAUCGAGAAAACUUUGGGUGACCUGAUUGAUCGUCAUAAAACAAUUUUUUCACAAAAUCAGUACUUCAAAGGACUUUCAAUCCCCGAGCCUGCUAAAAGAGAACCACUGGAAGAAAAACUGCCUCUUAUUGUGGGCAAACCAGCCAUGGAUUUUCUUAAAAACUGCCUGUACUUGGACCCAUCUAAGCGCAUGACCUGCCAACAGUUGCUUGAUCACCAGUACUUCUCAAGUUAUUGGGAUGGUGCGGGUGGAGUAAACAACAUGGAUAGUCAUAGCAAUGAACGGAGCAAAGGAGGAAAAAGAAAUAAGGAGGUUAAAGACAAAAGAAACGCUAUUCACGCUUAUGUCUUUAACUUACCGAACUUCGGCUACCAAACGCAGAGUCUGCCCCGCUUGAACCCAAACAUGAGUUCGAUGAUGAACAACCAGUCGCCUGCGCCCCACGAAGACAAGGGUAGCAAACGAAACAACAACAACAAUAACAACAGCAACAACAACCACAACCUCAAAUACAACGACCACCUGCCCCAACUGUAGUUACAACAUCAACCCCCCCCCCCCCCCACCGUCACUCUGUCCAUCUUCCCACGCUUCCCAUUCCCCUAUAGGUGUCUUCAAACUCUACACAAAUAGAAAGUUGGACUUAACCGAGACCGAAUUACGAGCACUGUGUUUGAAAAAACUUCUAGCUGGGAUGCUAACCACUAGAAUUCGUUAUUGUAAUAUGAGCAGUAACUUCGUUUCAGUUUUUCUUUUCUAUUUCUAUCGAAGCUUUCGAAACCUAUUGAUGCUUAAUUAUUGUAUCCCUCAUUCUCAUUUCUCGUCGCCUGCUAGGAUGAAGGAAUCUUUUGCAAACACCCCUCUCCUCUCCGACCAACGUGAAAAAUUUCCCCUUUAUUAACUAAGUGAACGAUAUCACGCUAAUUUUAAAUGACAACUUUUAGCAGUAAGUCAUUGUGCAAAAUAAUGGAUUCUGAUCGGCUGAAAAAAAAUGCUUUUAACCAAUAGAUUUGUCUCCUCCCUAAAUUGAAUGAGGGGGU